Messenger RNA from Iphiclides podalirius (scarce swallowtail), 237 nucleotides. NCBI's taxonomy places the organism in Eukaryota, Metazoa, Arthropoda, Insecta, Lepidoptera, Papilionidae. The record is from the annotation of a GenBank genome assembly.
AUGGACGAGUGCACGUGCUUCGCGCGCGACGCUAAAACAAAGGGCGCGCACGACCCGCGGCCAGAGACAUCCCACCGCGGCGGACCACCUACAAGCACCCGCCUUCAUCCACCCACGGACAACUAUGCCCGCGCCAGGGGUGGGGCGGCGCGCGGGGCAGCGGCGCGCGGCAGUCUCGCCCAAGCAGCGCGCGCGUCCGUGUCUGCGACGCGUCGAACCAAAACAGGGGCCCGUUUA